UGCACAGCCACGACGGGGCUCGCCCCAGGCAGCCGUCGGAGGCCUCUAGGACCCGGGGGCGCCCGGCCGGCCGCCCGAUGGCCCAAAAUAGACCCCUGGGCUGGGGACCCGAGCGCUGGUCAUGGACCCGGAACAAGCCGGACGCCGCGGAGCCGCUGAGGCCGCCCCGCCGCCGUUCGUGCGCGUCGCCCCCUCGCUCUUCCUCGGGAGCGUGCGCGCCGUGGCCUCGCCGGAGCUGCUGGCGCGCGCGGGCGUCACCCUGUGCGUCAACGUCUCGCGCCAGCAGCCCGGCCCGCGUGCGCCCGGCGUGGCCGAGAUGCGCGUGCCCGUGUUCGACGACCCGGCUGAGGACCUGCUGGCGCACCUGGAGCCCACCUGCGCCGCCAUGGAAGCCGCGGUGCGCGCCGGUGGCGCCUGUCUCGUCUACUGCAAGAACGGCCGCAGCCGCUCGGCCACUAUCUGCACCGCCUACCUUAUGCGUCACCGCGGCCUCAGCCUGGCGCGGGCCUUCCAGACCGUGAAGAGCGCCCGCCCAGUGGCCGAGCCCAACCCGGGUUUCUGGUCGCAGCUCCAGAAGUACGAGGAGGCCCUGCAGUCCCGGUCCUGCCAGCUCGGGGAGCUCUCGGGCCCGAGUGAGUCCUAGUCGGUCCGCCCUCGAGGACGCCCAGCCUCAAGAAGGGCGCUUGGAGUUUCCUGCCGCCUCGGGGUGGAAAGAGGUACACAGACGAGAGGGUGGUCUUUCCUCUCCUGCCGCACGCCGCACGCACGGAGUUUUCAUUUUCUGCAACUUCCCGAAGGCCUCUGUCCCCUCUUGACGUUUGUCAAGUGCAAGGGUGUGUCCACCGAGAACUGGGAACCGUUCCUCCCCUGGUCAGCAAAUUUAUUAGAAAGGACUUGGUCGAGAAGGUGAAAACCACCUGGGGAAUUGUAGCCAGAAAGACACCUAACUACAGAGAGAUGGAGGCCGGGGAGCCAACGUCAGCAGAUGGGGAAGUACAGCAAUCACGGAGACCCGCCGCCCUGAGCCCGGCUGCCUUCAGCUCUGAUGCGGGCGGCGCUGGGAGGACACCUACGGCUGCUGGCAGAACGUCGCGCCUGCCACCUGCUCGAACCAUAGUGGCUUUCCCAAAGCUCACACAGGCCCCCUUACAGAAACCAACACGGGCUCCAGCCAGCGAGGGCCCAGUUUCUAGACUUAAACCUGCUGCAGACACGCAGGUGAGGUCGCGAGGCUGUGACAGAUCACCCAGCAUGGACACCCUUGGGGCUGUCAGAGUCUGUACCCACCUUACUGACCUCCCAGUCUCAACCACAGCACUGAGCCCCGGCCUAACAGCCUGCAGCCACGGGCAUGCCAGCGAUGCACUAACCACGGUGUGUCUGAGUAUGCUGACCCCUCUUGUGGUUCAGAGGCAGCUCAUCUGGACAUCCUACAGCCUAAAGACUAUCCUAGAAAAUUAAUCACAGUCAACACUCCUUAAAUAAGAUGUGGAGAAACUAGGUAAUAUGUGAGUUACAGAUAAUACAGUCCCUGGUUAAUAUAUACAAAUACACACGUAACAAGAUAAUGAAUAAAA
Camelus dromedarius (Arabian camel) is the source of this 1577-nucleotide messenger RNA. RefSeq names its product dual specificity phosphatase 28 (gene DUSP28). The coding region runs from base 122 to 643 and encodes 173 amino acids. Gene Ontology annotation, cellular component: cytoplasm. Lineage: Eukaryota; Metazoa; Chordata; Mammalia; Artiodactyla; Camelidae. The record is from RefSeq and is a predicted model, not a curated record. Gene Ontology annotation, molecular function: protein tyrosine/serine/threonine phosphatase activity. Gene Ontology annotation, biological process: protein dephosphorylation. The transcript has 2 exons.